UUGUUCAGUGCUAUCCCACACACAACCGCGAGGGGGCGUCUGUCACGUUGGUGGCAUGGAGAAGGUUGACCACACAGAAGAAGAAUAGACCUUCCUGUUAGAUGCUAAGGGAAGCGUGUCAAGUCAUUUCUACACCACAGGGUGGUGACAGGAAGCAGCUUAAUCAGCGGGAAUGGCGGCGCGACGUCCGGCAGGCUGUAUGUCACAGCAUUGAUCAGAAGGUGGAGGAUGAGUGAAGAACGAUGAAGGAAGAGCGCUUCGUCUUCUGGCUGGUAGCUAUCAGGUCGUGGGACGUUCAUGUAACCAUUUAUCUGAUCGCUCUGCUUCUCUGACUAAAAUAAUCCCCAGACAAACUUCAGAGGAAAUGUUUGAGCCACAAGACGUGCAGGCAGUACCUGAAGUACGGACUGUGGAUCAUCAGCAUGGCGCGGAGGUGGUGGGCUCUGCUCGCCGUCGUCUACCUGUCCAGCCUGCAGGCGGCCGCUCGGCACCACAGGAAAGCUCUGUAUCCGUCUGCGUUCUUGAUUAAGCGAGGGGCGUACUCCCUGAUCAAUCCCACCUUCCUGCACUCAGAGGAGGACGCCAAGCUGCUGUUUGAGGUUCUUCUCGCCGGAAUGCAGAUCCAAGGCGAAGAGCGCCCCCUGCUGAUCCCAGACGAGGAGCUGGCCUCCCUGAGAAGCGUGAAAACACUGGAAGUCAUCUGCGAGGACGUGCUGCCGAAGAAGCUCUCCGACAUCCGCCGCCUGAUGGCGAAGCUGGCCCAGCGGCGGCGCCCGCUCGGCUGGCAGGACUUCGAGAGAACGGUGCUGACUUUAGUCUACAGCUCACAGAUCCUCGGUCAGAUCAGCAACCAGCACCAGAAGGAGCUGUGGAUGGAGACACUGGUGCAACUGGUCCGAGCUGUUCAACGAGACCUCACACCGUCCUGAGGAAGACUGAGCUGCAGCUGCUAGACUUUGUGGUUCUGUUAGUUUAACACAACAGCUAAUCAGGGACAAUGGGGAUGGAAAAAGAAGAAAGAAAUUUCUGCCAAAAAUCUCAGAAAUGUCCAAGAAGAAACGAGGACAUUUCUAAAACACUAAAGUCGAAUAUUUUAACUUUAAUGGCUGCAGCAGUUUGACCUUUGCCCUGCCUGUUUGAUGUCUUCAAAUAACUUUCGGUGUUUUUCUCUGUCUAGAAACGAUUCCUCAGCUCAUUUAAACGACUCCCAAAAGCUAUUUUACAUAAAAAGCGAACAGAUUCUCAGCGCAUCAAUAUCCUUGAUUGCUCAUUUAAGGAAACGAAGAAACGUCUGAUGAAUGCUUGCUUCAAAGGGCCCAAUUUUUCCCCACUUAAUGGCGGGAAAGAGAUUUCGUGUAAUAAGGUUUUUGUGGAUUACUUAUUUCAGAGUUGAUGGAGGGUAGUUAUGGAUCUGUUGAGUGGUUUUCUCUCCUUCAUGGAAUUAGUUUUGCUUUUGCUUUCACUUUUAUUUGUUUUAUGCUUUUGCAACAAUUUUCAGGUUUCUUUUUUCAAGAGUAGACCCUCUAAGCUGUGGCAAACCCAGUGAAGAAAAACGGAAAGGAAAACAUUUAAUUCAGGAUUUACCUUAUAGAAAUAUAAAGACCUGCACCAGGAAGUCCUCAAAGUUUAAUCUUCAACCAGAAUUACUCCAGAAGUUGUUUCUGACAAACAAAAGCAUGCAAGUCAAGUUGCGUCAAAUCAAAUAUUUUCCAGUCUGUAUGUAUAAUUUUGACCCUGUGGGAAGUAUUAAAAAUCUGUAAAAAAAUGUAAAUUGCUGCUCAAACGUUUGCAUUUUCUUUUAAGAUCCUCAUUGUUGCCUUUCCACAAUGAAACAGUUAAAAAAACAACAAUUUAAUGGGAAUCACAAGCCAACUUUUUAUCUAUGGUAUUUUGUCAUAGGUUUGAAUAUCAGUCACUAGUUUUCUGCUGAAGAGAUCAAACCGUUUUGGUUCUGAUGCAGAUUUAAAAAAAAUAUAUAUUAUUAUUAUUAUUAUUUCAUAUUUACAUGAGUUAUUUGGUGAAGAACGUAACUCCGAGUCAUUUAUCCACUUACAGGAUAAAAAGGUGAAAUGUAUCCAGAACAGAACCCGGAUGUAACUCCGCUGAUGUUCGUGUUAAGUGAGCGCCACCAAGCGGCUGCAUGCGGAAGUGCCGCUUUUCCAACAGCUGACGUUUUACACUGCGGUCAUUUCUGUUUUAUACCAACUAGAGAAAUUAAACUAAAAUUAUAAAUAUCAAUAUUAGCAUUUACUAUUUACCGAAAUGUGUUUUGCAAGUUAAAAUUUGACGUCAAAAUUUUAACAUGUUGCUCAAAUAUAUCACUUAAUGAAAUUUAUGAAUUUUCAAACAAGAACAAUCUUUUUUUAAUGCUGUCUUUUUAUUGUGAUCGAGAAUAAAACAGAAAUGUCAAGUGAUUUGUCUUUGCUAAUUAAAUGGUUUACUUUGUUAAAUUAGCAUUAAACAUUUUUACAUUAAUCCUGGACUGUAUGCAGCUUCUUGCAGGAAACAAAUGGCAGAUUUAUGGAAAUGUACCAAAUUUCUGAUUUAUAUUGUAUGUUGUUAUGGAAACAUGUCGAAGCGUUCAGAAAAUAAAACAAUGCUUUUGCUUUUCAC
Poecilia latipinna (sailfin molly) is the source of this 2613-nucleotide messenger RNA. RefSeq names its product family with sequence similarity 180 member A (gene fam180a). The record is from RefSeq and is a predicted model, not a curated record. Lineage: Eukaryota; Metazoa; Chordata; Actinopteri; Cyprinodontiformes; Poeciliidae. The transcript has 7 exons. The coding region runs from base 423 to 929 and encodes 168 amino acids.